This is a messenger RNA of Xenopus laevis (African clawed frog), 2827 nucleotides long. RefSeq names its product carboxypeptidase X (M14 family), member 1 S homeolog (gene cpxm1.S). The coding region runs from base 89 to 2221 and encodes 710 amino acids. The record is from RefSeq and is a predicted model, not a curated record. The transcript has 13 exons. NCBI's taxonomy places the organism in Eukaryota, Metazoa, Chordata, Amphibia, Anura, Pipidae.
UAGUCAGGCUGUGCUGCUGCUAAAUUUCACUCCAACAUACAAGAGUGCACAGAGUAGUACAGAGGUUUGUUUUUCUUGGACACUCAGCAUGCAUUGGGUACCUGAGAUACUGGCAGGAGUCUUGGCUGUUGUGUGCAUAACCAUUGGCUAUGGUGCUCCUUCUGGUACCACAGUCAGGAUGGUUACCACAGCAAAGAGCCAAAACCAAAGGAAUAUCACCAUGGGAGCUCCACGAGCCAAUGGGACCGUGCAACCAACACCAUAUGGGGAUGAGAACCUGGAGGAGCCUCUUCCCAAGGACAGAAGGAUGAGACUAUCAGAAGAGAAAAUCCCAGACAAGGAAGCAUGUCCCCCGCUGGGCCUGGAGUCGCUUCGAGUGUCCGAUUACCAGCUGAGAGCAUCCAGUACCAAGCGCUAUGGCCUGGGGGCCCACAGAGGUCGUCUCAACAUACAGUCUGGAAUCUACGAUGAUGAUAUUUUUGAUGGAGGCUGGUGCGCAGAUGAGAAGAAUACCCAGCAGUGGUUCGAGGUGGAUGCCAGAAGACUCACACGCUUUACUGGAGUCAUCACUCAGGGCAAGAACUCCAUAUGGACAGAUGACUGGGUGACGUCGUACAAAGUGCAGGUCAGCAACGACACCCAUACCUGGAAGACUUGCAAGAAUGGGACAGAGGAGGUGAUAUUUAAAGGCAACAAAGACCCUGAAACUCCAGUGCUGAACCAUCUUCCCACCCCGAUGGUGGGCCGCUACAUCAGAAUUAACCCACAGACUUGGUUUGAAAAUGGCACUAUCUGCUUGAGAGCAGAGAUCAUAGGAUGCCCACUCCCAGACCCAAACACAGUGUUUAUGUGGGAACAUGAGCCACAGCCCACGGAUAAGCUGGACUUCAAACAUCACAACUACAAGGAGAUGCGGAAGCUGAUGAAAGCUGUCAACGACGAAUGCCCUGAGAUCACUCGAGUUUACAGCAUUGGCAAGAGUUACCUAGGUCUGAAAAUGUAUGUCAUGGAGAUUUCUGACAAGCCGGGACAGCAUGAACUUGGUGAGCCGGAGUUCCGGUACGUGGCCGGCAUGCACGGUAAUGAAGUAGUUGGUCGGGAGCUGAUGCUGAACCUCAUGCAGUAUCUUUGUAAGGAGUAUAAGAAGGGCAACCCACGUGUCGUGCGCCUGGUGAAAGAGACUCGCAUCCACUUGUUGCCAUCUAUGAAUCCAGACGGAUAUGAGCAGGCCUAUAAAUUGGGAUCUGAACUGUCUGGAUGGGCCAUAGGUCGCUGGACCUUCCAAGGGCUUGACUUGAAUCACAAUUUCGCAGACUUAAAUACUCCUCUCUGGGAAGCUGAAGAUAAUGAAGAUGUUCCUCACAAGUUCCCUAACCAUUAUAUCCCAAUUCCUGAGAACUACAAUUUCCCUAAUGCAACGGUGGCUCCUGAGACCCGUGCUGUCAUUGACUGGAUGAAGAAAAUCCCUUUUGUACUCAGUGCUAACAUGCAUGGAGGUGAGAUGGUGGUCACUUACCCCUUCGAUAUGACCCGUUCUUACUGGAUGGCCAAAGAACUUACUCCUACUGCUGACGAUUCCAUGUUCCGCUGGCUUGCCAUUGUCUAUGCCACCAGCCACCGCGUCAUGGCAGAUGACAACCGCAGGAUCUGCCACACAGAAAACUUUAUGAGACACGGCAAUAUCAUCAACGGAGCAGACUGGCACACUGUAGCUGGCAGCAUGAAUGACUUCAGUUACCUACACACCAACUGCUUUGAGGUAACUAUAGAGCUCUCCUGUGAUAAGUUCCCCCACGAGGUGGAGUUGCCCUCAGAGUGGCAGAAUAACAAAGAGUCUCUGCUGCUGUUUAUGGAGCAGGUUCAUCGAGGUAUAAAAGGUGUUGUACGGGAUAAGGACACCGAAAAGGGCAUUUCUGGAGCCAUCAUUGCGGUGAAUGAGUUAAACCAUGACAUCCGUACAGCUGUGGAUGGAGAUUACUGGCGCCUUCUCAACCCUGGGGAGUAUGAGGUGACUGCCAAGGCCGAGGGCUACCAUCCUUCCACCAAAUCUUGCCGGGUGACCUAUGAAAACCAUGCCACCAUCUGUGACUUGUACCUAACCAAAACUGCAAAGCAGCGAUUGAGGGAGAUGCUCGCCAGUGGCAAAAAGCUGCCCAAAGAGCUCAUGCUUCGACUGCGCCAACUGAGAAGCCGCAAGUUUAAAUCUAUGAGCCCCAAGUGAAUGGUGAAAAGGCAAAGGACGGAGCACAGGGUGGACAACAGAUACGUCUUUACCCCCCUCUGAGAGGCUGAACUCGUUUGUACAGAGCGGCAGAUGCAUCAAUUCUAAAUACAAACCAGUUGGAUCCAAUAUCUGCUUCCCAUUAUGCUCCUUGAUUUUUACUGCAGUUUAGUAAGAAGGAUUUGGAGGACCUACCUGUAUAUAUGUUUUAUAUGUCUCAGAACAGCCCAUUAAAUCAGACACUUCUGCACUAAAGCAGGUGUCACGUUCCCUAAAAAAAACUAUUUUCACCAUUUGCUUUUGCUUUAUAAUUUGGCAAUAUUCCUGUUUGUGUCCAAAGCACCGAGCAAGGAUAAAAUGAUGGAUAAAAUGAUGGAUUAAAUGGGGGGCAGUUUUAAUACAAAUGAUACAACCCCCUAAACUGAAAGUCUUUGUGAAUGUGCAGCGCAUAUCUGAAGACGUGUAAGUAUAUACCGUUCAGAGACGUAAGUGUUUCCAUUAUGGAGUAAAUACAUUCCCUAGGGAGAAUGUAUACUACAGGUAUGGGAUCCGUUAUCCAGAAAGCCCCGAAUUACGGAAAGGCCACCUCCCAUAGACUCCAUUAUA